This is a messenger RNA of Talaromyces proteolyticus, 771 nucleotides long. RefSeq lists its product as uncharacterized. NCBI's taxonomy places the organism in Eukaryota, Fungi, Ascomycota, Eurotiomycetes, Eurotiales, Trichocomaceae. The coding region runs from base 1 to 771 and encodes 256 amino acids. The transcript has a single exon. The record is from RefSeq and is a predicted model, not a curated record.
AUGCCAAUAUCCACCUCCUUCAUCCUCCCCACCACUCUAACCCUCUCCCUCUCCCUCUCCUGCUACCUCAUCUACCACCACCGCCGCCUGCACCACUCAACAAGCACAACCCACCGCGACGGCACGCUCGCCGCGCACAGCAUCCCGCUCGACAACCUCGAAACCGUGCCCACCGCAGUAUUCAGUUCGGGCCAAUUCUUCUCUGUGUACGAUCGCGCCGCGCGGAUCGUGCCAAGAAACAAGUUUCCCGCUCUCAACCACCACCACAAACUCAUCAAUCAUGGGAACAAAAGUGAAGGGAGAAGUGAAGGGGAUUUGUUAACGCUCUACCUCCGCCACACCCUAACCCUCUUCACCUCCCUCCCGCAAGCUUACCUCAUCAAAUUCCUGCUUUUACCCCGUUCCGCUCGAUACAGCUUUGGCGCUGACUAUAUUAAUUCCCUAUCCUUUGUUGAGGGGGAUGUCGUCUGUGGCGUGUAUACGGUUUUGCUGCGGACGGCACGGAAAGUGGAGUUUGGUAUUGCGGCGCCGGGCGGAGCGGAUGGUGUGCAGGGGCGGUUGGUUGUGGGGAUUAACCCUGAUAUAGAUUUAAAGGGUGAAGAUCAAGAUGAAGAGGGUAGGGUGGAGGUGUAUAGUGAGACGGCCAUGUGGCGCGAUGCUGACAGCCGCGUGGUGAUGCCGUUGGAGAGGGCGCUGGGGAGGGCGAUGCAUGAGUUGGCGGCGUGGUGGUUGUUGGAGAGGGGGGUGGAGUAUUUGCAGCGUUUGGAUUGA